Messenger RNA from Dermacentor andersoni, 1663 nucleotides. Lineage: Eukaryota; Metazoa; Arthropoda; Arachnida; Ixodida; Ixodidae. The record is from RefSeq and is a predicted model, not a curated record.
UGCUUCCACUGUCGGGAGAGUUCGCCCUUCGUCCGAGCUUCUAUUAACGCGUUCAAAGUUUGGCAGAAGCUCUCUUCGUCCAAGCUGUCCAAUGGCCGACCAAGUUUCGUUGUCUUCCAGGGGAAUGCUCGCGACAUUUCUGUCGCGUGUCGCCGUUUCGCCAUCGUCAAGGGAGAAUGAGGCCGCGUUGCCUGAAUUGCCCGCAGGCCCCGUCAGACUCAGCGCAAUCACUUCCAUCGGUGCGAAAUUCGUCGUGACCAAACUGCAGGUGGCGAUAAGCUUGUGCAUGCUCGGCCUGAGCCACACGGUAUCCGCGGCAGAGGAGGCCAUCUUCGGCGCCUCGGGAACACCAGUGCCAGCAGCGGUGCCCGACACCCACGAGCCACAGGAAUGCUCCGCAGCCGACCAUGGGGACCCGGACGCUCAGGCUCGACGGCGUCAGGCAGCUGUCGUCCACGAAGAACGCAUGACGCGUCGACCGUGGCUCGACUGGGGGAUCCCCACCCUUUAUGUUAUUUGUGUCUCGAUAUUGUCAGUCAUGAUUUCAAAGUGGUCUAACUAAAAAAAAAAAAAGGUCAUAGCGAUAACAUAUCCGGCGGUACAAUAAAGUUGUUAUCAUCAUCAUCAUGCUCGUUGCUGCCGAAUAAGAAAUUAUCGUGACAUCGUAAAACCAUGCUCCACCUAAGAACCGGCUAAAAUACUCAUCAACUAUGAACUCAAGCUACUAAGGAAUGUAAAAAAAAAUAUGUAAAGCAAUAAGGCAGAGAGUUAAGAGAGCGGUGAAAUAGAGAGUCAGGAUGCGCUAUAUCAGCGAUAUGCGAACGUCCAGAAGAAGCGUUACCAGAUUGACCUUUAUCUCGGCAGCCAUGGCAUGAAAAACAAAACAAACAAAUAAAAGCAAGUCGCACACAGCCAACAUCAAAGCACAUGAAACAAGAUACGCGCAAGUUCAAACAAACAUUUCUCUUUCAGAGAGACUGCAUAAACCUAAUAUCAGACAGAAAAUCAGGAAGUGCUCCAAACACGCAUUUUUGUUUGGGCGCUCCUGUCUCAUUGCAGCCCCCUCCCCUCCUCCUCUUUGCAAGUUAGCAUGCGACUUCACUUUGUUACGUUCCUACAUUUCUGCAUACAUUCUCCAGAAGCUUUUUUCCUGUUUCUCUAGACUAGGUAUGGUAUGAUGAACUUUAUUAAUGUCCUGAAGAUCAACCCUUAGGUUGACGCAGGCGGCUCCCACGUCGGGACAGUAAGGUUUAACCUUACCGCCAUAUCAUGGGCCUUCUGGACGGCCUGUACUUGAUCAAAAAGACCUCCACUGUGUGGGACUCGCGACCACCAGUCUCUCUCCUUGUCACAGUCUGUGAAAGACACAGGACACUGCCGAAGCAUGCGAUCCAGAGUAAUGAUGCCAUUGCACUUCUCGCAAUGGAUUGGUACCUUUCUUUCUAGAUAUAACUUGUUAAUAAAGUUUGGACUUCGAUAAGUUCUUGUCUGCAACAAUCUCAGAGUCACCGCUUGAGCUCUAUUGUGCUUAGCGCGCGGCACUGAGAAUUCCCUUCUGUUCAUGUAGUAAUGCCUCGAGAUUUCAUUAUAUGUAAGAACUUGGUCCCUGUUCUCCUCCUGUACAUUAUUAAGGUCCUGGUCGCGUAGUGCACGGAUAGUAAGU